AUGAACAAGGCUCUUAAGCCAGUUGCAGACUUCACUGAUGUUCUGUCAGGAGAGGAUUGUGUCACCAUAUCGUCGCUUUUGCCAAAACUUCUGCUUCUGAAAAGCGACGUAUUGAGUGAAUCAGAAACAGACGCUAAUGAAGGACAAAGGACAGUAAAGGAAGAGCUGAUGAGAGUGAUACAUGCUUUGCUGAAGCCUGAAGAGAAGCAGUGUGAUGCCUCAUCAGUGGAGAAGGGUCUGCUGAAGCCUGAAGAGAAGCAGUGUGAUGCCUCAUCAAUGGAGAUGGGUUUGCUGAAGCCUGAAGAGAUGCAGCCUGAUGCCUCUUCAGUGGCAAAGGGUUUGCUGAACGAUCUAAGAAAAGUCUCACUAAAGGAAUUAAGGAAAAAGCUGCAGGAAAUGGUGGAAUCUCGCUCUAAAGUUGUGCUGUGUAGUCUUGGUCUCACAGAGUACAGCUGUGCAGUUCUGGCCUCAGCUUUCAGCUCAGAGAACUCAAACCUGAGAGAACUGGACCUGAGUAACAACAAACUACAGGAUUCAGGAGUGAAGAAGCUCUGUGAGGGACUGAAGAGUCCACACUGUAAACUGGAGAAACUGAGACUGGAACACUGCAGCAUUACAGAUAAAGGCUGUGCUGAUUUGUUUAAAGCUCUGAAAUCAAACCCCUCAUCACAGCUGACAGAACUGAACAUAAACUACAAUAAACCAGGAGAUUCAGCAGUGAAGGAGCUCUCUGAACUACUGGAGGAUCAGCACUGUAAACUGAAGAAACUGCAGUGA
Molecule: messenger RNA, 777 nt
Organism: Colossoma macropomum (tambaqui)
Lineage: Eukaryota; Metazoa; Chordata; Actinopteri; Characiformes; Serrasalmidae
Product: ribonuclease inhibitor-like
Exons: 5
Coding region: 1-777 (258 amino acids)
Molecular function (GO): protein binding
Source: RefSeq, a predicted model, not a curated record